AUGAUACUUGUCGAAUGGACCAUCAGCCUUCUCUUUUUCUGCCGGCUGAUACUGAGUCAGGACUCCAAAUCAGCCGAACGGGGUCUCGAUGAGGUGCCGUUUCCGGAACCUCUCAAUGCAGCCGAGUUUCAACAGGCAAUAUCGCAGCAAUUACAAGUGGUUGAGUUUUACAGCCCGUACUGUCACUUCUGCAAGACUCUUGCUCCAAUUUGGGAGAGGGCAUGGAGAAGUUUUCUUGACGAAGGGCGUCAACUAAACAUCGCCCUUAUUCAAGUCAACUGCGUUGAAAACGGUGACUUGUGCGCUCGGGAGAAAAUACUUGCAUACCCUGCUAUCAAAUUGUAUGGCCCCGGGGGCUUUAUAAAGGAUUUCCCUGCGAACGGAAAACGAACUUCAGAGAGCAUUAUUAACUUCGCUCGUCAAGAAGCGCUAAACGCAGACAAUUUGGAUACGGCUUUACUCAGAAGCAGCAGUGAAGAAUUGAAAGGAGCUGCCCUUCUUAAUCUCUUUUCAGGCAGCGCAGAGGCUUCACAUCUUGUAUCCUUUUGGCCUUCUAAGGAAUUGAGGGCUGUCGAUGAUAACUCGAUUGAGUUCGAGAACUGCGAGAAUUGUCACGGUUUUCAGAAGACCUGGACACUUCUUUCCAACAAGCUCGCCAACUCCAACUUUAAAAUAGGUCACGUUAACUGUGAAUCCGAGAGGAGCAUAUGUGAGGAGCUAGAGUUUGGGGACCUGGUUGCGAUACAAAAUCACAGAGCCGAUCGAGGACCUCGCGUUGUUUUAAUUGUUCCUCAAAAGAAAACCAAUGCUUUGUUCCACUACACCAAAGAAGACUACAGUCCGAGCGCUCUCGAAGAUUUUGCGCUGCGGACAAGCUCUAAUGCCCGAGUAGACGAAAUCUCCAAGAACUCUCUGACGGAAUUGAUCUCAAAACCAGUCGACCUGAAGAAAGGCUCCCAAGACUCUGACGGUAGCAUCCACGUCGUAUUCGCCUAUGAUCCCGAUACAGUUGUGCAAGAGGACUUUGAUAUCUUGGAACAUCUCGUCGAGCCAGUGUCCAACAUUCCAGGCGCUUUCCUUCAUAAAAGCACCGACGACAUCAAAUCAUUAUCACACUCCUUGUUUAUCGAAAUGUACAAGCAAAUAAAGCAUGAUGGCGGGGAGGGCGAAAUGGCACCAAACGAGGAAUAUUUCACCAUGAAAUCAAUUACGCAGCUACCCACUCUUUACAUAUUCAAGCAGGGAAGCUUGAUCUCACAUGUGCUAAAUGGUUACUCCACCACCGAAAUGCGUAACUUGGAUUUGAUUACGAAAUGGUUUUCUCAAAAUUGCGCUCCGCUAAUAAGCGAAUUGACACCUGCUAACUAUGGCCAAAUUUUCACAUAUAAUCCAGAGCUCUAUGACUUUACGGUGAUUCAGAUGAUUGACACCUCCAACAAGGCCGAAAUUUCCAAAAGUGCGGGGUUCUUAGAUAAUCUCAAAUUGAGCGCUUUUGGGUACGAAUCUGACCGCAUUGAUUACUUGUACAAAAUGGUUAAGGAGGAAAGGAAUGCAAAGAGUAAAGCCGUUCAGUCAUUAAAGCUGAAAGACGCACUCUCUACCAAUAUUGUCGCCAAGAUGCGAGACGAAAUUGCCCAUUCUGAUAACCAUCGGAUCCAAUUGGCAUUCUUAGAUUUAUCCCUUCACCAAACUUUGUUGGGCCACGCUGGCCUGCAGUCCAAAGGUCGUACAUACAAGAACGGUGAUGUGAUAAUAGUCGACAAAAAGGGAGGCUCAUUUUUCGUUGAGAAAAAUCAACAAGGCAACAUUCUGACCACGGAGACGCCCUCAAAUCUCAAAACCACUCUUUCUUUGCUAAGUUUUGCAACAAUUGAUGAAAAGAGUUCGAUCAUCAAAGAAAGAAUAAACAACUCGCGGAACGCAUUUUUUAAAAGCAUCGGUCAAUUUCACGAGAGUUUCAGUUUUCUUUGGUACAUCUUGCUUCUCGCUAUACUGAUCGUCCUUACCAGGCUGCCGAAGUUAUUCAGGAAGCUCUCGAUCGGGCGCAAAUAUCGCAACCGCAGAGAUGUCACAGGCAUUCUGGGGAAGCAAAAGUCCAAAGACUGA
Messenger RNA from Lachancea meyersii CBS 8951, 2106 nucleotides. Lineage: Eukaryota; Fungi; Ascomycota; Saccharomycetes; Saccharomycetales; Saccharomycetaceae. The record is from the annotation of a GenBank genome assembly.